UUAAAAAAUCCAUUGCGGAAUAUUUGUACUGAACUGAAACAAAAUUCCGAUUUUCCAUCAGACAAAUUUAACUCAAAAUAAUUCAUUUAUGUGCUUAAGUCCAGUAAAAAGUGAUUGAUUGAUCAAACAAAGUGAAAAUCAUUACAUAAUGUAGAAAGAAAACAAAUUAAAAGGCGAUAAAAGGAAAGAAAACCAAUUGAAAAUCUUGGAAGACAGUGCAUAGUGUUUUUUUUUUCUUUUCCCACUCGCUCGCUGUCCACACUUGCCAAUUUUUGUUCUGUCCCAAAGGGAACAAUAAAAAAGCAGCGCCACUAUAGUAAUGUUAAUGAUAAUAUUCCAAAGGCAAAAGUGAAAAGCAAGAUACAACAAAAAAGUAUUUCGCCGUACCGUGGUGUUUCUUGUUACUCUAAUAAAAAAAAAAAGAAACUAAAAAGGAUUCAACCAAAAAUCCGUCGGGAAUUUUUGAUAUUUCUUCAAUUAAUCGGUUUUUCUUGUGAAUAUUUUGUAUUAAAAUCAUGAUUCUAAACAACAUGUGGACACCAACUAUUAAUCAAGACCCGAAACCGCUGUGAAAGCUGAAAAAAUUAUUAAUUUUUGUGUAUUUUCGUCGGUUUUAUUUUGUCAUCGUCGUCGUCGAUGUCCAUCUCGCAUCUCGCCGUGGCUGUAGGAAUUAUAUUUUGUCGUAGUCGAAUUCGUUGUCGUUGUCGGUGUCCACCUCAUGCUCUCGGUCUCGAUCUUGACGUUGAAUUUCAAUUCCAGGCGCUCCUCCAACCUCGUUGAAGCUAAUUAUCUUACACAUAGAUCGUAAAAACACAUUAAAUUGUCUACCAGUAAGGAAAACCUAUCUCAUUAAUCUGUCUAGGAUAUUCUGCAUUCCCAAUAUCAAGAAAUCAUAAUUCAAUCAUGUCUGGAAAUAAUCCCCAUGGUCACCUUAGUCAACCUCAAAAUUCAUCAUGGAAUCCACUGCAGAUACCGUCUUACAUUCCAAGGCAACCACAAUUGGCACAUAUGUCCAAUGAAAGGCCGAUGGUUCGCUCACCAUUAGCUUGGCAUAAUCCAACGCCACCGGAAUCCCUUUACAAUUUCAUAUCGGCUAACCAUAAAAACCUAGAACAGUUGAAUCCUUUGCUGCCGUCGUUCGUUAGAGGUCCUUCCCCAUUUGAUUCGAUGGAUUUGUCAUUGCAAUCGAAUCGCAAUAGUAGUUCCCCGCUAACAAAAGGUUUAUCAGCUUCGGUGCCACCAGAGUUUGGUCAUAAACCGCCGCCAUUACCUUCCCAUUCACAAAAUAAUUUCCCCAUUCAUAACUUAUCGACUAACUCUAAUGCUCAUCACUCUCAAUCAAUGAGUGCGGCUCCACCGCCACCACCUUUGCCGAAGUAUAUGAACACAAAUGGAAAUGAUGUGGAGAUGCAGCAACAAGCAUGUGGACUCUUUAUAAGGGAUACUGAAAGGAUAAAUGACGAGUACGCAAAGAUUACUAAUAGGAGCUGUGAAAGUGAUAUUCAAACAAAUAUGACAAAGCCAGUAGAACUGGUAAAGGAGCCUACUUAUACAAAUUUAUCAAAUAAAUUGAUGCAAAGUUCACCCAAAAAAUUGUCUCCGCCAUCGAGUCAUCAACAGCAGCUUCUUCAACACCAACAACAGCAACUUCAUCACCAGCAGCAUCAGCCACAACACCACCAACAACAGCAACAGCAUCAGCAACAGCAGCUCCAGCAGCAGCAACUUCAACAACAACAGCAACAGCAUCAGCAACAGCAGCUCCAACAGCUCCAACAGCAACAACAUCAACAACAACAACAUCAGCAGCAUCAGCAACAACAGCAUCAGCAACAGCAACACCAGCAACAGCAACACCAGCAUCAGCAACAGCAACAACAGCUUCAACAACACCAGCAUCAGCAACAACAACAUCAACAACAACAGUUGCAACUUCAGCUGCAGCAGCAGUUUUCUUGCUUAACCAAUGGACCAGCUUCUCCUGACAACAAUCGUCUUAAUCACCUAGCCAACUUUAGUGCUCCUCAGAACCAUAUGGUUACUGCAGCUGAACCAGCAUCUGUUGGCACUUGUUUACCACCAAAAUGUGGUACUGAUUUGACAACAGCCACAGCUACAGAAAAUUCCUGCAACAGCGUCUCAACUAACGACUCUCCGGCUAAUGUCACUUCCAAUGAAGACUCAGUCGAUUCCAGUGGAUCACGAACGCGUCGGAAGCGAAAGCCUAACAAAACCAUUCGCGUCUCGCAUGAUAGUGAGACUGACGAAAAUAUUUCACUUGGGGAACAAGUUACCAAACAGGAUGAAAAGACUACACCACCUCUGCCAGCCAUUGCUGAAAUUUCAAAUAGCAAUGGAUCACUUUCCCUGAAGCCAGAAUCUGUUCAAGUGCAGGAACUACCGAAAGAAGAAACAUGCUUCAGUAAUAAUCGAAUUCUGGAAGAGCCACCUCAAGUACCGGAUGCUCCGCAAUCUCCAUCACCACCACCACCGACAGUAGAAAUAAAACAACCAGUGAUAGCUGAAACCAUAGAUUUGCGUUCUAGUACUGAGAGCGAUGACGCCUUGCAUCCGCCAUGUGAAGUAGCCAACAACAGCCUCAUGCAUAGAAGUGACUCGGAUGACGUUGAGACUAUUGAUAAAAUAGCCGAGAUGAUUGCCAAGAGUGGUAAUUCUGGUACUAGUCGAACGAUUAGUUUUGAUGAGCCUAUUGGCAGUUGUAGCAAUGGUAGCACUAAGAAGGACACUCCUUCUAGUCCUGUUGUGAUAAAUGACGACGAUGAAGAGACAAACAAAUCUCCUCUGUAUGUUCGGCAAGGUCCUCGCACUCCAGACACUAUAGCUGAUCCGCCAUCAGUGGACAGGACUUCUUGUAAGGCGACAAGCGACUUGAAAAGCAUAUUCGAAACCUCAUCACCAUCUUCCCCGGUGGAAAUAAUGGAGAACCCUACACCACUGCCACCAUUACCCCCACCAUUAGCACAAAUUGCACAACCGCCACCACCACCACCACAGGUUUCUCCGAGGCCCCUUUCACCGCGGCCACCUUCCCCACCACCAGUUACAUUUGCAGUUGCAGAUAAAUUAGAAGAGAAAGAGGAGCCAAUACCAAUGGAAGUGGAAGUCUCAAAAGAAACACAAUUGUCGCCCAAAAAUAAAGCUGACUGUGCAAAGAGCACUUUUGAAGAGGUGGAAUACAAGCUCGAAGAAAUGUUCGCAGGAAUCGAAGAUGAACCACAAACCGUAAACGCUCCACCUAUUGAUGAUACAGCCAAUAGUGAAGUAGCCACGGAUUUGAGUCUUGCUUUAGCUUUGCCAACACCGACAAAAACAACACUUAAAGAAGACGAAGAUGACGAUGACGACUCCGAACACAAGCCGCUUAGUUCAAUUGCUUCAACUUCGAAUGCCACACAAAAACGCCAACAUUCCACCCCAAAAAAUGAACCAGGACCCGCCAAAAAGAGAGUACGUUUGACUAAGAAAUCUUCGAACAAGAAAAAUAAAGGAAAGCCCAAUACGUCAUCUGCUACAACGAGUAAGACAUCCAAUGCUCAAGGAAGUAAGUCUAAAAAUAGCGUUAAUGCAGGCAAUAGCUCAAAAGCGAUAGCAACAAAAGUUGAAGACUCGCAACCCGUUCCGAUGUUAGCUGAGCCCAAACUCAAAGGUCCAUAUAUUUUGGUUAAACCGGACGGGUCUAUAAAUGUCAUAAACGCCCCAAUUGCCGAAGACGAUGCAGAAAAAGUAAGCAAAGUAAAGAAAGGUUCAAAUUCUCAUGCCGAUAGGAGUAAAAUACGUGGCAUUCAUAUGAGUACAUUAGGCAAUAAGUACGAUGCUGAAACGGCAGAUGCCACUUGGAUGUGUGUGUUCUGUAAGAAAGGACCGCACAAAUUUGGUCUGGGAGAUCUUUUUGGACCCUAUAUUAUAACGACGAAAUGUGAGGAUUUCAAUUCCGCCGAAAGAGGUGAGAACGAGAAUGAAUUCGUUAGCCGGAGAAAGAAGUGCGAAAUGUUUCAGAAGACGCCAUAUUCAUUGCCAGUUGUGCCAUCGGCGCAUUCAAAUGAAUCCAAUGUAAAUAACAAAAAGAAAAAGAAAGUAUUUGAUCAACAGUCAAGCUCAUUAACAGAAAAAUCGCCCGAAGAAAGAUUCUUUGGAAUGUCCAAAGUAUCAGAGACCAGCUAUGAGGUGUGGAUGCAUGAAGAUUGUUCAAUUUGGGCACCCGGUGUCUUUCUUAUUGGUGCUCGAAUAGUUGGUUUAGAAAGUGCAGUAUGGAGCAGCACGAACUAUACUUGCACAGUGUGCUCACAAAAAGGUGCCAUGAUAUGCUGUUUACAUCGUGGAUGCGGUGAAAAGUCGCAUAUACCUUGUGCUAGACUAUCCUCCUGGGACCUCAACGAAAGAGACUUCAAAACGUAUUGCGAGAAGCAUGCACAAAUUGAAAUUGAAACUGCGUCCUCAUCGUGAAUCUUAGUGUUCCCUCUCAAAAAAAUAAACCUUUCUAAAUUUCUUAAAAAUCUAUGUCUCUUAUCUUUCUCACUCUCACAAAAUUAUUAAAAUAAAAACAAAAAAUGAUUUUUAUUCAUGAAAAUGACAAUGGGAGAUAGGAAUAAAAUUAAUUGAAUGCCCGCCCAAGCCAAGGGGCUGUUUCGAAAGAAAAAACAAUGCUUUAAGUUCCCUUAAUAUUAAAAAUUAAAUAAACAUUAUCAAAACACUACUUGUUAAUCACAUAAAAAUCAUUUUUAUUACAUAAGACUGUAAAUAUAAAUUUCUCUUAUUUCUAAAGUAAAGUAAAAAUAAUUGCAAAAUAAAAAUUUAAAAAAAAAAAAAUUAUCGAAAACGAUAUUUAUAACAAAAUAUGUACAGUUUCUUAUUUCAAUCGAAAAAAAAACAAAAACAAGGAAAGGAAAAUACAUUUAAAUUGAAUGCAAAUAGUUUCUCUAGGUAGUUGAUUCUUAAAUAGUAACUUAAAAAACAAAAAGAAA
Messenger RNA from Eupeodes corollae, 4982 nucleotides. RefSeq lists its product as uncharacterized. The record is from RefSeq and is a predicted model, not a curated record. Bases 904 to 4464 code for a protein of 1186 amino acids. The transcript is spliced from 9 exons. NCBI's taxonomy places the organism in Eukaryota, Metazoa, Arthropoda, Insecta, Diptera, Syrphidae. Gene Ontology annotation, biological process: regulation of transcription by RNA polymerase II. Gene Ontology annotation, cellular component: nucleus.